UCAGCAUCGACAGUCAUCAGUCAGCAGCUAAAUCAUUAAGAUCAGCAGCAGAUCAAUAAAGCAAGAUGAGCAAAAUUGUUUCUUUGAUCGUGGUAGCCAUUUGUGUGCUUGGAGCUUUCGCAGCGGCAAUGCCUCAGCGUCCUUUGACCCAACCGCUGAUCUACUAUCCGCCACCACCAACUCCACCAAGGAUCUACAGAGCACGGCGCCAGGUUUUGGGUGGUUCUCUGGCCUCAAAUCCGAAUGGCGGAGCUGAUGCCCGGUUGGAUCUGAGCAAGGCCGUGGGAACUCCUGAGCACCAUGUUGUUGGACAGGUGUUCGCAGCGGGCAACACCCAAAGCAAACCGGUAGCCACUCCCGUAACCAGCGGCGCCACCCUGGCCUACAACAAUCACGGCCACGGCAUCGACCUGACCAAAACUCAUACGCCCGGAGUGCGGGACAGCUUCCAGCAGACGGCCACCGCCAACUUGUUCAACGAUGGAGUCCACAAUCUGGAUGCCAAGGCCUUUGCCUCGCAAAACCAACUGGCCAAUGGCUUCAAGUUCGAUAGGAAUGGGGCUGCCCUGGACUACGCCCACAUCAAUGGCCAUGGAGCCACCUUGACGCACGCCAACAUUCCCGGGUUCGGUAAGCAGUUGGAGCUGGCAGGUCGAGCCAAUCUCUGGCAGUCGCAGGACCGCAACACGAGAAUCGAUCUCGGCAGCACGGCCUCCAAGUGGAUCAGUGGACCGUUGAGUGGACAGAGGGAUCUGGGCGCCAACCUAGGAAUCUCCCACUACUUUGGUUAAGAGAGGUCUACCAUAAAUUAUU
Molecule: messenger RNA, 813 nt
Organism: Drosophila suzukii
Lineage: Eukaryota; Metazoa; Arthropoda; Insecta; Diptera; Drosophilidae
Gene: AttC
Product: Attacin-C
Biological process (GO): defense response to bacterium
Cellular component (GO): extracellular region
Source: RefSeq, a predicted model, not a curated record